Molecule: messenger RNA, 1134 nt
Organism: Ilyonectria robusta
Lineage: Eukaryota; Fungi; Ascomycota; Sordariomycetes; Hypocreales; Nectriaceae
Exons: 2
Coding region: 159-1013 (284 amino acids)
Source: RefSeq, a predicted model, not a curated record
CCACCAACUAGGUUGCCUUUUUUGUUUCUUUGUACAUUCACUCCUUGGGCUCUUCGUUUCGUGUUUCCCACCCCCCCGUUGAGCCCUGUUCCGCCUUGGCUCGGUUUCUUCCUGUCUUAAAUUCUGUAUACCAACCAAGUACAAUUCUCAACGCCGCCAUGGACGCCCUUCGCUCCGCCAUCCAGCCCAUCACGCACAACCUCCCCGCGCCGAUCCGCGACCUCGGCGUCUCCAUCAUCGGAGAGACGUGCUACUCGUCGCUGCUCCUCGACGUCAACUUCGAGGAUGUAGACUGCAUCAAGCUCGGCGUCUCCAAGGGCCUUGGCAUCGGCAUCAUCGCCGCCUCGUCCAUCGUCAAGGUGCCUCAGAUCCUCAAGCUGAUCAACUCGCGCUCUGCCGACGGCGUCUCCUUCCUCUCCUACCUCCUCGAGACCACCGCCUACAUCAUCUCGCUCGCCUACAACAUUCGCAAUGGCUUCCCCUUCAGCACCUUUGGCGAGACGGCUUUGAUUGUCGGCCAGAACAUCAUCAUCUCCGUCCUCGUCCUCAACUACAGCGGUCGCGCUAGCCUCGCUGCCGUCUUCGUCGCGGCGCUUGCCGGUACCUUCGCUGCUCUCUUCGCUGAGAAUGUUGUCGACAUGCAGACCCUGAGCUACCUCCAGGCUGGCGCUGGUGUCUUGGGCGUCGCGAGCAAGGUUCCCCAGAUCCUCGCCAUCUUCCAGCAGGGCGGUACCGGCCAGCUCAGUGCCUUCGCUGUCUUCAACUACCUCGCCGGUUCUCUGUCUCGCAUCUUCACCACCCUCCAGGAGGUCGACGACAAGCUCAUCCUCUACGGCUUCAUCUCCGGCUUCGUUCUCAACGCCAUUCUGGCUCUCCAGAUGGUCUUCUACUGGAACGCGCCCUCCGAGAAGGCAAAGGGCAAGCGCAAGGUCCCCGUCGAGGCCAAGCCUGUGGCCACCUCGACCGCGACCUCCACCCCCAAGAAGAGCCCUACUACCCGCCGUCGUGGUUAGAGGGUUGUCGUACGAUAGUUGCGAGUGUUUAAGUAGAGAUAUUCUUUGUAAUAGUUCGCAUAUUACCUUAAUGAAACUCCCAUCGACCAACGGACUCAAGGAUCACUUGAUUGAUUUGAGC